Molecule: messenger RNA, 5690 nt
Organism: Acipenser ruthenus (sterlet)
Lineage: Eukaryota; Metazoa; Chordata; Actinopteri; Acipenseriformes; Acipenseridae
Product: guanine nucleotide-binding protein subunit alpha-14
Exons: 7
Coding region: 392-1456 (354 amino acids)
Biological process (GO): phospholipase C-activating dopamine receptor signaling pathway; adenylate cyclase-modulating G protein-coupled receptor signaling pathway; action potential
Cellular component (GO): heterotrimeric G-protein complex
Molecular function (GO): G-protein beta/gamma-subunit complex binding; guanyl nucleotide binding; GTPase activity
Source: RefSeq, a predicted model, not a curated record
UCUCCACUUCAUUCACUCCCCUGGUUCGUGCGUCAGCUUGCUUAACAAGCUACACAACCUGUCACUGCAUCAACGUCACCCACUCACGCAAACCAUAGGACUAACCAUAACAGACUUUUCCUCCAGGAUUCAUCUGUAUAAAGGGAUAUUGCGUUUUUCCUAAAUACAGUUUUUUUUUUAUUUUAUUGUUCAAUUUGCAGAGACAAAUGAUUCUCACUGUAGUUGUGGCAGAACUACAAAUUGGAAGUUUGAAGUGAAGUGGAGCUGGCAGAAACUUGCUUUCAUUCUCUACCACGGCUUUUUGUUUUCAUAAACGCUCUAUUAUAUACACUUUAAUUUGAUUUAAUUCAACAAUUUUUUAUUUGUAUUUACAUUUUUUUUUUAAUUUAUCAUGGCUGGGUGCUGCCUGUCUGCUGAAGACAAGGAAUGUCAAAGGAUAAAUCAAGAAAUUGAUAGACAGCUGCGCAGAGACAAGAGGGAUGCUCGCAGGGAGCUUAAAUUGCUUUUGUUAGGAACUGGAGAGAGUGGCAAAAGUACAUUCAUCAAACAGAUGAGAAUCAUUCAUGGUUCAGGAUAUACAGAUGAAGACAAGAAGGGAUUCAUUAAACUGGUCUAUCAGAACAUAUUUACUGCCAUGCAAUCGUUGGUCUGGGCCAUGGAUAACUUGCGCAUACAGUACAAGGAUGAGCAGAACAAGGAAAAUGCUGAUUUGAUUAAGGACAUUGAGGUGGACAAAGUCAACACAUUAGAGAAAAAUCAAUCCGAAGCAAUCAAGAGUUUAUGGAAGGAUCCUGGGAUUCAGGAGUGUUAUGACAGACGGCGAGAAUAUCAGUUGUCUGAUUCUGCAAAAUAUUACCUUGAUGGCUUAGAACGCAUUUCAGUUCCAUCAUACAUACCAACCCAGCAAGAUGUCCUUCGAGUCAGAGUGCCCACAACUGGAAUCAUUGAAUAUCCUUUUGACCUAGAAAACGUCAUCUUCAGAAUGGUAGAUGUAGGAGGUCAGCGAUCUGAAAGGAGGAAGUGGAUUCACUGUUUUGAGAAUGUUACCUCCAUCAUUUUCCUAGUUGCAUUAAGUGAAUAUGACCAGGUCCUCGCUGAGUGCGACAAUGAGAAUCGAAUGGAAGAGAGCAAAGCCCUAUUUAAAACGAUCAUCACAUACCCCUGGUUUCAGAAUUCGUCUGUCAUUCUUUUCUUGAACAAAAAGGACAUUCUAGAAGAGAAGAUAGUAUAUUCUGAUGUAGUUGACUACUUUCCUGAAUUUGAUGGACCCAAACGGGACUCAAAGGCUGCCAGAGAAUUCAUUUUGAAAAUGUAUCAGGAGAUGAAUCCAGAUAAAGAUAAAGUCAUUUACUCUCACUUUACAUGUGCCACAGACACAGAGAACAUCAGGUUUGUAUUUGCUGCUGUCAAGGACACCAUCCUCCAACUGAACCUCAAGGAGUUCAACCUGGUGUAAAUGGUGGUAACAGUCUGCUGAGCAUCUGUAAGCCUUGGUCAAGUAAAUAUAGAAUAAGUGCAAUUGAUGCAGCUAAUGCAAUUUGUCAUUUAGGCCUCUCCAAUAUUUUCUUGCAUUGUAACCAGAGUCCUUAUAUUUACCCCAAAAAUGUGAAGACUGCUGGGAAGCAAUCAAAUCAGGGCUUGUGUGAGGGUUUGUUAAGUUUACGUUUAUGAGAUUUGUUAAUUUUUUAAAGCCCUAUUUUUCACCAAAGUAGGGAAGUUUUAAAGUGAACUCUAAGUGAAAGUGAAUUUUAAAUAACGGUGUACUGAUUCAAAUGCAAACAAAAUUGCAUUUCUAGCAUUUUAUUGUAGUAUUUGAUAACCACCUGGAAUCAAAUACAGUAGACUGUAACCAAUGUGCCUUUUAAACAGCAAUGUUAAAUGUGUUUAGUGGAUAGCAAAAAGAUACCAUUUUACUAUUUUCACAAGAAUUAUGUGUAGAAUUGUAAAUUCUUUGGGAAGUGUUUUUUCUUUCAUGGGUGAAUUGCCAUAAAAUAUGGGUUAUGUAUUUAUUUUAAAUAGUGACACUUGCUAAUACUGGAUCAAUAAAUAUAUCCAUUUUGUAUGGACACAAAAACUGUCAAAGAUAUACAAAAAUUAAAGCUGAAAAGUUUCUAAUUUUGUACACAUUGUGCCAAUAUGUAACAUUUAAGUAACAAAGAAUAGCAAGUCAAUUAAGAGAAUGUGAAUAUGGUACUUUGUUAGUGUGAUAACAGAACUGCACAGAAGUACAUUGCUGUUUUAUGUCUAUAUGAUAUGUAAAUAUCUCUCUCUCUGUCACACACACACACACACACACACACACACACACAUUUUAAGGACCAAAUUAACUGUUUAUUGGUAAAUUGUACUUUGAUGCAGUUCAGCAUUUACAAAAAUUAAAAUGUACAUGCCUUAUUAGUUCAUAAGUCAUAGCUAGGUAUACAAAACACUGUUUUACAAAUCCUUUGUAAAAACAAAACAUUUUUAACCUGUGAAAUGUUUAUUGUAUAGUAGUAUUUUAAAUAUACUGACAUGAAUAUUAGCGCUUGUUUGUAAACAAUCUCAAGUUUUGUUUCAAAUAUAUAUAUAUUGAGCAUCAAAAGAAACUUAUCACUAAUAUCUGAGCAUCAGAAGAAACGUAUCACUCAUAUUUGGAUAAAAUGCACUAGAUGUGAUCAAAAAUGACAAACUCUGUCUCAGAGCAGGUGCAGUGACUUUUUAUUGUGCUGACCAACAACUGACAUUUUACUGUCUUAAGUUAUGGGUGGAUGGGGGAUACUGUGAAAGUCACAGGCUAGUAGCGUGUGUGGCCACCAUUGGAAGCAAUACAAGCAGUACGUCUACACAUGCUUUGCACCAGGCUUCGGAUGUUGCCUUGUGUAAUCCUGGCCCAUUCCUCUUGUAGUGCCUGGAUAAGCAUCUGCCUGUUCAGUGGUCUCCGAGCCCUAGAAGACACACGUCACCCAAGUUCAUCCCACAAAUGUUCAUUUGGGUUCAGGUCUAGGGAAUAAGGCAUCCAUGGCAUGACUCUCACGUUCGCAUUCUGCAAGAAAGCUGUCGUGACACAAGCAACAUGUGGACAUGCGUGGUCUUGCUGGAAUGUUGUCACAUUAGGAUGGGCUUGCAAGAAGAGCACUAAGUGAGGCCUUAGGACUUGGUCAACAUAUCGCUGUGCAGUCAUGUUGCCAUCAAUCAGUACCAGUGGAGUUCUAUAGCGACUAGACACUUCUGCCCAGACCAUCACACUUGGACCGCCCAACCGAUUGGUCUCUCGUACACAACAAUUAGCGUAUCGUUAACCACGUUUACGCCAUACUCGCCGACGUCCAUCAGGGCAGUCUAUGCAGAAUCUCGAUUCGUCACUGAAGAGGACCUGGCUCCACUGAAGGCGAGUCCACCUAAGGUGUUGUUGGCACCACCUCAUCCUGUUGCAAUGGUGCACAUUGCUGAGCACUGGACCCCUGUAUGGUCGUCUGGCCUGUAGAUGAUGACUGUGUAACCACCCUCUUACAGUUGAACUACUGAUGCGUGGAUUGUUACGACCUGCAGUAUCAGAUGCUGCUCGACUAGCUGUGCGAAAACCAUCAUGAGGAUGCUGCAUAAUGAUCUGUCGAUUUUGGACAGGUGUGACUCUUGGUCUCCCCAUUCGUGGCCUGUCAUUGAGUGUGUCUGGUUAUACCGUCUUGCCAAGUUUGAAAUUGCUGGCUGUGAGCACCCAAGAUGGCGCGCCACAGUACGCUGCCCUAGUCCAGCCUCCAAAAUGCUGAUUGCACGAAGGUGCAGCUCUCUUGACAGACGUGACAUCUUGGUGUUUUUCUGUGAUUUUUUUUAUUGCUUUUAAUCAAACUUGCAAUUCAACAGCUGAAAUCACUCCGAUCAACGUCCAAUCAACUGUCUCGCUAAUUAGGUUAUUAAGUGCAUAUGCUUCAGUCAUAGUCACUCAAGCGUGUCAUGGUCAAGGAUGAAUGAUUGAGUGAUUAAAAAGAAACCAAAAACAUUUUGUCACUGUCCAUCAUUUAUAUACCUUAUUUCUUUCCAAAAAUAAAUGUGUGAUAAGUUUCUUUUGAUGCUCAGUAUAUAUAGAUGAAUCGUGUAAAGAUAAACUAUUUGUAGGUUUUGAUGUGUCAUGCUUUUUACUUUCAUAUCUUUAAAACUUCCAUUAUAAAAGUGCAUUGUAUACCUCCACCUCUUCGAAAAGUAAUGAACUGUUAAAUAUGAUGUAGCACUGCACCCCCUUUUAGAAGUUUGCAUUUGCCAAGGUGGUCUUCACUUAAUGUUACCAAAGAAAAUAGGGGUGUUUAAUGUCAUUAAUCAAAAAUACUGCACUAGAAAGCUACAACAGAUAGGACCCCAUGUGAGAUAAAUAUUUGCUUGUUAUGUACAUUUACAGUUAUUGUGAUUAUGCACAUACAUACUGUGGAACUUGCCAAAUUUGCACCUUUGAUGGCACAAGUUGUAAUUAUUUUAUUUAAUCAUAGAAGGCUUAAGUUUAGUCUAUACACUCCAGAUAUAGCUAGUAGUUCCUAUUUUUAAUUCAAUUUUCUAUAAGACUAUAGUCUGCUAAGAAAUAAAAAAUAAUAAUAAUAAUAAUAAUAAUAACAAAAUAAAUAAUUCUAAUACAGUAGAUUUGAUGUACAGUAUGUAUGUACUGGUAUACAGGGUUCUCUAUAAAAUAGGUAAUGCAGCAAAAGAGAGACUACAUCUUGGGACCUACAGCUAUGGCCAAAGUUUUGCAUCGCCCUAUAGAAUUAAUUCAUUUUGCUUCAUAAAAUCAAAUGAAACCUGCUGAAUGAUGUUACGUUAACAUAUUGAAUUACAUACCGCUUUGUAGUUUUGCAAUAUCGUUUUGUAGUUUCUUUGAUUACAUGAUGUUAAAUAAAUGGUCUAAAUUAUUUUUUUUAAAUUAAUGUCUCAAUCCUAAAAUUCUGGGAGAUGCAAAACUUUUGGCCAUAGCUGUACUGUCUGAAUAGUUACUGUAAGUGCUCCCCCACAACCAAUGCCUUCCAGCUGCUUGCCUUUCUCCCAGAAUAAACCAGUCUGCUCAGAACACAUACAUACAGCAAAAAAUUCAGAUGCAAAACAUUCAGCCAUGGACAUCUAAUGCAAUAGUCAACACACCUAUCAAUCUGUCAGGAUGGAUUAAUGCACAAGCGCUCAUAACCACUUGUUGACAGAAACCAACAAUAAUUUAACAAUGAUUUAUUAUUUUAUUUUUCUAAACCACUUGCCUCCCCCAUUCCCCACACAUGGUAUAUAAUGUGAUUUUAACAAAAAUAUUUUUAUUUUUUUAAAUGCACCCAUUUGCAUGUACCGGAACACAGCAUAUCACAAGCUACCCUGCUGGUUCAUAUACUCAAUACAUAUAUCCAAAUGAUAUCUUACACACAAACAUUGAAAUGAACUUUAAUUUCACCAUGGUUGGUCUGUAAAACUGUGAUAUCAACAUUUCAACUCAGACUUGUUCUUUUUUAAUAUUAAAACUGUAACCAACAGGUUGGAACCAACUCUUUUGCCUUGUAAUACAGUAAACAUGCUAUAACUGAAUUAUUUUAUUUGUGAACACAGAGUUACUGCAUUACUCAUGUGCCCAUACUGAAUGUUUGCCGGCAGGGCGGCGUAUUUAUGUUUAGAUUAUAAGUUUGCAGUUUACAAAUUAUAUUACAGGAAAUGGUAAUGCUUUUAUGAAACCUCAAUAAAAUUGAAAAAUAGAA